GGAGAGAAGCGGAGAGCAGCGGCGGAGCCGAGCGGGAGAUGAUAGAAGGGGCUUUUCCACACAGGAUGGCAGGACUGAUGGAAAACUCAGCUCAGGACUACAGGCUGUUGACGACGGACCCCUCCCAGCUGAAUAAAGAUGAGCUCCCCAGUGACCUCCAGUCUCUGUCCUGGCUGACUUCAGUGGACGUUCCCCGGCUGCAGCAGCUCGGCCCGGGACGACCCGACUUCAGCGUCUCCGCUCAGAACAGCCUGCUGGAGCAGCAGACAGGCCAGAUGAAUAAUAUGACGGUAGCAGGAGGAGCAGCUUCCAUGAUCCACCUGCAGAGCAACAUGCAGCACAGCCCGCUGGGAAUGAGCAGCAUGCCUCAGUUCUCUCCUGGGUUCCCAUGUCCUGCCUCAGUUUACCAGGCCUCCUCUCAGCAGGUGCUGACCUUUUCCCAGGCCGGCCAGCAGUGUUCCCCUGGAGGACUGUAUGGAGGUUAUAACAGUCAGGGCCUGUUCCCCCAGCAGCGCAUCCCUCCACACAGCCAAGACCUGCAACCCAAAACUUUCCCCAAACCUAUUUACUCCUACAGUUGCCUGAUCGCUAUGGCUUUGAAGAACAGUAAGACAGGCAGCCUCCCAGUCAGUGAAAUCUACAGCUUCAUGAAAGAGCACUUCCCAUACUUUAAGACAGCACCAGACGGCUGGAAGAACUCAGUGCGGCACAACCUGUCUCUAAAUAAAUGCUUUGAAAAAGUGGAGAACAAGAUGAGCGGCUCGUCACGGAAGGGCUGCCUGUGGGCGCUGAACCCUGCCAAGAUCGACAAGAUGGAGGAGGAGAUGCAGAAAUGGAAACGCAAAGAUCUGCCGGCCAUCCGCCGCAGCAUGGCCAAUCCAGACGAACUGGACAAGCUGAUCACAGACCGGCCGGAGAGCUGUCGGCGAAAACCACUGGACCCCGGAAUGACUCACUUACCCAGCUGUCCUCCGGGGGCUGCUCUGUCCGUUCCAGCACAACCUCAGCUUCAGCCGCAGCCGGUUGUGACGCUGUCCCUGCCGUGUCUGCCCAUCCACCAGCAGUUCCAGCUGCAUCUCCACAGUCAGUCCCGACUGGCCCCAGCGUCUCCAGCCCCGGCCCAGACUCCUCCACUCCACACGGUACCAGACCUCGCCAACAACAGCCCCCUGCCCCAGCACCCGCCGGCCAAACAACAGCCCCCUGACGUCUACACUGUCCACAGUGAUGCCCAUUCAGAGGUGGACACGCUGGACCCAAGCAUCAUGGAUUUCGCCUUGCAAGGAAACUUGUGGGAAGAGAUGAAGGACGACAGCUUUAACCUGGAUGCUCUAGGAACAUUCAGUAACUCUCCUCUCCGCUUGUCUGACUGUGACCUGGAGGCGGUGAACCUGACGCCAGCGUCCAGUGCAGCGGGACUGCCCUACUCAGACCUGCAGGUGACCAGCGUGUACACCUCCUACAGCACGCUGGACGGCCUCUCAAACCAGUACAUCAGCGCACAGGGCACCAGCAAACCCAUCAUCCUGCAUUAAAACACCUGCUGAACAGGAAACGGGCAAAACAAGCUUUACUCCAAAGGACCAGCAAUGAAGACAACUGUGGCUUUUCAUUUUCAUCCCCUUUUAAUUAUGACUGUGGCUUUCAUGGCUUCAUGGUGAGCCAUAACCAGUUUUCUUCGACCAGAUAUCAAGGCAGCUGAAAAAAGCACAAAGUAUUUUUCUGGGCGGCUUUAGCCGAAUGAACGCUUGACUACUACAAUGAGGCAUCAUGGUGAUUACACACCUCUGCCAGUGACACGGAGCCUCUGGAAAGCUGAUUUUUUAAAACAAACACAAUGAAACAUCUGCCACCAUCAGUUUCCGUUAGUGACAAAAACAGAAGAGAAAUGGAAAAAUUCUGGAAAAGAAGGAAAACAACUGGACUAAUGGCUGUGUACAUAUGUGUGCUCCAAACAGAACUCAGAAGAACCAUUUUUGCUGAAAUACAUUUUGUUUGCAGCACUUUUUUUGUUUGCGCAAAUAACAGUAUUUACAUCAAUGAUGCAAGUGUGCACGUAUUACAGGCGGCUCACGCAAUUCCCUGCGGAGUGUGAGCUGACAUUUCAACCAGCAAAUCCUACUCAAGCCAAUUACUGUGAGGAAAAAAGGGAAAACGUGGUACAUGGACACCUUGAGAUGUUCUGCAAAAGAUCUGAGCCUUUAACCGUGCUGUUUCAUAAGAGGCAUCGACUGUUCUUAUUUUUCACUGUUUGCAUGUUAAUGUUUUAACUGUAGUUUGUGUGUCUUUUGUUGUAUUGUGAUAG
Pygocentrus nattereri (red-bellied piranha) is the source of this 2305-nucleotide messenger RNA. RefSeq names its product forkhead box N4 (gene foxn4). Gene Ontology annotation, molecular function: transcription cis-regulatory region binding; DNA-binding transcription factor activity, RNA polymerase II-specific. The transcript is spliced from 10 exons. NCBI's taxonomy places the organism in Eukaryota, Metazoa, Chordata, Actinopteri, Characiformes, Serrasalmidae. Gene Ontology annotation, biological process: regulation of transcription by RNA polymerase II. Bases 39 to 1535 code for a protein of 498 amino acids. The record is from RefSeq and is a predicted model, not a curated record.